AUGGAGCAAGCCUAUGGAGAAGUGAACCAGCUGGGCGGCGUGUUUGUGAACGGGAGACCUCUGCCCAAUGCCAUCCGACUGAGGAUAGUGGAGCUGGCCCAGCUUGGCAUCAGACCGUGUGACAUCAGCAGGCAGCUCCGAGUAUCCCAUGGAUGUGUCAGUAAAAUUCUGGCCAGAUACAACGAGACAGGCUCCAUCCUCCCCGGGGCUAUUGGAGGCAGCAAGCCCAGAGUGACCACCCCGAACGUGGUGAAGCACAUCAGGGAGUACAAACAAGGGGACCCGGGCAUCUUCGCAUGGGAGAUCAGGGACAGGUUGCUGGCUGACAACGUGUGUGACAAGUACAAUGUGCCCUCUGUCAGCUCUAUAAGCCGGAUCCUGAGGAAUAAAAUUGGGAACCUGUCUCAGCCCAGCCAGUAUGACAAUGUCAAGCAGCAAUCAUCGCAGCCAACUAUACCAUACAAUCACCUAUACCAGUACCCCUAUCCCAACCCAAUAUCCCCCGGAUCCACUAAGGUGGGAAGCCAUCAUCCAGGAGUGCAUAUGCCAACGGGACAUGUCAGCAUAGCCAGGUCCUGGCCAUCAGCUCACUCGGUCAAUAACAUUCUGGGACUUCGCACCUUUAUGGAACAAACAGGUGCUAUAGCUGGGCCAGAUGGAUCUGUCUAUUCCCCCAAGAUGGAAGAGUGGGAAAGAGUAAACAGGACAGCUUUUCCCAGCAGCCAGAACUUAAAUGGUAUAGAGAAGAGUGGUGUAGACCCUGACAUUAAAUACCCACAGCCUGCUUCCAGCCUCUCCACCGUGGGCAGCUUCGUCCAAGCCUGCGCCUACCCCUCCAGCCAACAGUAUGGGGUGUACGGGGGCCCCGGAGCCGGCUAUGUCACCCCGGGACACCAUUGGCAAGCACAAGGCAGCCCCCUGGCUCAUCACGGUGCAGGCGUGACGGUACAUGGAGGAGACCUCGGAGCCCCUAUGACAUUCAAGCACCCAGUCAGGGAAGGUAUGCAAACAGCAUGA
Molecule: messenger RNA, 1017 nt
Organism: Nanorana parkeri
Lineage: Eukaryota; Metazoa; Chordata; Amphibia; Anura; Dicroglossidae
Gene: PAX1
Product: paired box 1
Exons: 4
Coding region: 1-1017 (338 amino acids)
Biological process (GO): regulation of transcription by RNA polymerase II; anatomical structure development
Molecular function (GO): RNA polymerase II cis-regulatory region sequence-specific DNA binding; DNA-binding transcription factor activity, RNA polymerase II-specific
Source: RefSeq, a predicted model, not a curated record